ACGCUCCUCUCUCCCUUUCGUCUCUCUCUCUCUCGGUGGCGUUCGCAGCAUCGCGACGCUACGACGCGCUCCGUCGACUAUCCCAUCGGGAGAGACGCCGCCGUUAAUUUUCUUACGAUACGCGUACAUAAACCGCCGGCAUCGAUAAUAUCGCGAUCGCGCGAAGUAGGCGAUAUUUCGUGGUAACGAAAAGAAAGAAAGGUUCUCGCUAGCGGCAUCGAGAGAGUGUCUCGUUGGAGAUUGGAGAAAAGGGUGCUGAGAACGGUAACUAGCGUUAAUUGAGGAGUACAAUGUGACACGUCUACUUCUGUCUACUUCUGUCCUUUCGCACGCUCCUCGCUCGCAGAGUGAAGUUAGUUAGUUUCGCGGCGCAUGACGAACACACGCGGAUGCAAGAGGUCGCGAGUCGAAUGAGACUUGACUCGUGAUCGACUCUCGGGCGCGCGGGACUCUGAAAAACAUUCGUCACAUCUCGCGCGCGCGCGAAUCUUCGGGGCGCAAUUUCGCGGAAAUUCACGGCGAGCCUUGAAGAAAGCACCCCUUGAGAUGUAAUACCCGCGCGCGCAAGAUCGAAGGGAGUAUAUAUUAAACACUCGCCCAGUGCGCGGGGAGCGCCUUCUCGUUCCUUACUUUCCGUUGCAUAUUUUAUAUCGUAAGGAGACGUCGUUCGCAAUUUAUUACCUCGACGUGAAAAGUUCUUUGUCUCGGACAAAGAGGGAGGGAGCGGAGCGGAGCGCGGGAUUGAGUGCGCGGUAGUAAAUGCAUUUCCUACGGAGGAAUUAUUAAAGGAACGCCGGCGAAAAGGCGCGUCUCCCGAUGCUGGCGGAUGAGCGAGGGACGAGGGCGGCGGGCGGCUCGUGAAGUUUCACCAGACGUGAUUCAUCUUGGUGUACCGAUCGAGAGUGAUCCAUCGGAUCGCGACACCGUGACACGGUAUACACACGGGGGGAACCCUCCCCCUCCCGCUUGAGGACACGCCGGCCACCCCGCAGCGUCACGCACAGGAAGUUGUUUUACGUCCCUCCGGCUUCCGGAGCGUCGGCGUGCUCGCUCAAAAGCCAUAUCGACACUCGCGGAUUUACCGCCACUGCCGAAUGCGCAUGGACGACUCGUGAGGCACGGCCGGCACCCCCAUCGAGUGCGUCGUCAGACGCGCUCAAACGCUCGCAAUCGUGCGGAUCCCCGACUCGCUCGACGAUGAGGAAGCAGUGCUUGAAAAAGCCGAUCGGCCAUCAGCUAGGCGGGCCCUCGGAAACUCGCGAUCGACAGGGAUGAAAGGUCAAUCGGGCACGUACGAAGUGCGCGUGCCUCGAGCGGGAGACGGGUGUCUCGGCUGGAGAUCUAGCACGAUAAUCACGUGGGGAAUUAAGCGGCCGACCGAUGAUGAUGGAGCACAAACAGACGAUCCUGCUGGCGCCAGCGUUGAACAACAGCAGCUGCUGGCGAGGCGGUACGUCCGAGGCGGCUUGGACGGGUCCGGGCCCUGGGGAAUUGAUACGAGCCGCUCUGAUACUGCUGCUCAGCCUUGGUAUCUUGUGCGCCAAUCUUCUGGUGAUAUGCGUCAUCAAUAGCAGACGGUACAGCAAGUACAUCCACGCUCAGCCCAGAUAUCUGCUGACGAGCUUAGCGAGUAACGACCUAGCGAUUGGUCUUCUGGUGACCCCCUUUGGUUUCUUGCCGGCUGUUUACGGAUGUUGGCCGUAUGGCGAGGUGGUCUGUCAGAUUCAGGCACUUCUUAGGGGCGCUUUGACUCAACAGAGCGCCGUUAUCCUCGUCUGCAUGGCAAUCGACCGUUAUGUUUGCAUGCUGCACCCCCAUCGCUAUCACAAGCACUCCUCCAAGAGGUAUUACAUGCGGCAGGGUUGCGUGGCGGUGAUGUCGACCACCUGGAUAGCGAGUGUGGCGAUUUUCGGAGUUCUGGUGCUCCCCAGGGGCGGUUACUACUUCAACGGGUCCGGUCUCCUCGCCUGCGACCCUUUCUUCGCUAGGGCGUCCCUUAGGAUCCUCGCGUGUUGCUGUUUUUAUUUCCCGACGACGAUGGUGCUGAUGUACUGCUACGGCUCGGCCUUCCACGUUAACAAACUGCGCUUGAAGAGGGUGGUGUGCGUGAACACGCCUGAGGUCGUUAGCGGCGGACAUAUAGAGAGGCUUGUCGCCCACGAGAGACGACUGUCGACCUCGGCCUCGCGAACAAUGGCUGCGAUGAGUUUGGGUUUCAUCGUCAUGGUCACGCCGUGGACGAUCCAGGAAGUCGUUGCAGCCUGCACCGGAAGCAAGCCACCGCCGUUCCUCGACUUCCUGGCCACGUGGCUGGCGCUCUCCAACAGCUUCUGGAAUCCAUUCCUCUACUGGCUGCUCAACAAUCAUUUCCGCCGAAUUUCCAGGGAGCUCCUUUACAGUAAGAUUCUGUGCAGAUCUAAGCCGCUAGAGACGAAGCAACACUGCUGCACGACCAGCACCGGCGGUCUGGACGUCUGCAGCAUCGCCGGCGUCGACCUGUCAGGUUUGGAGCGUUGCUCAAUGGAACGAUACUCGAUGGCGCGUUGUUCCUCGUUAUCGCUGGCGAAUACGCCGCCGCCGCUCUCAUGGGAGGCCGUACACGUGACACAUGGCGACGCGGAGUCCACGUGAGCCAGAGAUGCCGCCACGCAGACGGAGGAUUUCGGAUCUCCGGACGACGCCAGUUAGUACAGCGUGGCGGCAUGCCGGCACCCGACGCUCCAACAUUUCCGGACACAUCCGUCGUCUGUACGUCGACACCCGCGUGACGACGCCGCCGCCGUCGCCGCCGCCGCCGUCGCACCCUCGCUGGCACGAGGGCGAGCUUUGCGCGUCGAGGAGGAAGAAGACGAAGGGCAGGAGGAGAACGACCGCGGCGUCGCGGCGGUCCAGCGUCAUCGACAUGCUCGACGAGUGGCUCGCUUCGAGUACGCGCGCCUCGACAGCCUGCCGGACCUCGUGCGACAGCUCGAGCCGCGCUGAAACUAAUUGCGAACAAGUCGUCGCUGUCGUUGAACACGCGACUGCGGUGCGACUCGGUGCGCCGAAAACAGCGGCCGGCCUCUCUCGCUCGCUCGCUCGCUCGGCAGCGGGAAGAGGGACGCGAGCGCGCGGACGCGCGACGCGCGUGUCGACAGCGCCGAUUAACUCGUCGAGAUGAGAUCGAUUACGGGAAUUUAUUACGGCGCGCGAGCUUCGGAGUUACUAAACGCGCCGCGAUGCACGCGGAGAUGUUUAAUGCGCGCGGCACAGCUCGGCACUCAGCGGGAGUGUUAAUUCGCGCCCGCAUGCGCUCAAUUUGGUCGCGCGAUUGAUCAGCGCGCGAGUGGCCGCGAGCGAGCGAGCGAGCGAGCGGUACGACGCAGCUCUUUUCGUUCGCUUGUUUUUCCUUCUUCUACUUUCUUCUCCCUCUCUUCUUUCUUUCGUCCGUGAUUCCGUGUAACUUGACUCGUCUUUCCUUCCUUUUACGUCCCAUCAAAGUGCAUAAAUGUUUGAAGGCAACGGAGGUCGUUGUCGCGGCACGCUGGGAAUUCCGACCGCCUCUUCUUCUUCACGAACGCCGCGGGGUAGUCGUGAUCGAUUGGGAAAGUUGAAGUUUUUCCCGGGGAAAAUUUCAAUUCGAUGUCUCGGAGUAAUCUCGGGCAGUACCGCUCGUCGUUUCGCGUAGCACCCGCGCGCGCGCGCGCGCGCGCGGCUAGGAGCGACGAUGGAAUCGCGCGAGUAAAGCGACACCGCGCGCGCAAGGAGGAAGCGAGGCGCGCCUCAACGUGUAAAUUGUUGUUGUUUGCUCAAGCUCGAGAGCUCAUUGGCGUCAGGCCAGUGCAUACCAAAUUGGUAGUGCCAAACUCUUAUAUCCACGUCGUGUACAUCGGUUGUGUUAUACGAAUAUUUCGCGAGAGGGAAAGAAAGAAGGAAGAGAGAGAGAGAGAGA
Harpegnathos saltator (Jerdon's jumping ant) is the source of this 3931-nucleotide messenger RNA. RefSeq names its product trace amine-associated receptor 9. The record is from RefSeq and is a predicted model, not a curated record. Bases 1381 to 2631 code for a protein of 416 amino acids. Lineage: Eukaryota; Metazoa; Arthropoda; Insecta; Hymenoptera; Formicidae. Gene Ontology annotation, biological process: neuropeptide signaling pathway. Gene Ontology annotation, molecular function: corazonin receptor activity. Gene Ontology annotation, cellular component: plasma membrane. The transcript is spliced from 11 exons.